This is a messenger RNA of Dipodomys ordii (Ord's kangaroo rat), 247 nucleotides long. RefSeq lists its product as uncharacterized. The coding region runs from base 68 to 211 and encodes 47 amino acids. NCBI's taxonomy places the organism in Eukaryota, Metazoa, Chordata, Mammalia, Rodentia, Heteromyidae. The transcript has a single exon. The record is from RefSeq and is a predicted model, not a curated record.
GGCCAGCCGCGACCCGCGGAGAAGCUGCAUCACCUUCCUCGCCCGCCUGGCCUUCCCCGCCGACACCAUGCUGCAGUUCCUGCUUGGAUUUACUUUGGGCAACGUGGUUGGAAUGUAUCUGGCUCAGAACUAUGAUAUACCAAACCUGGCUAAAAAAAUUGAAGAGAUCAAAAAGGACUUGGAAGCCAAGAAGAAACCCCCUAGUUCCUGAGGCCCCUUCCAGCACUGCAGUCUGGAUACAAUGAUU